Messenger RNA from Erinaceus europaeus (western European hedgehog), 974 nucleotides. It is a transcript of the gene EMC4, whose product is annotated as ER membrane protein complex subunit 4. Gene Ontology annotation, cellular component: EMC complex. The transcript has 5 exons. Bases 99 to 650 code for a protein of 183 amino acids. NCBI's taxonomy places the organism in Eukaryota, Metazoa, Chordata, Mammalia, Eulipotyphla, Erinaceidae. The record is from RefSeq and is a predicted model, not a curated record. Gene Ontology annotation, biological process: protein folding in endoplasmic reticulum.
GGUCACGCAGUUAGACCUGGAAGUUCUAGCCGCCGCUGGGCCUAAAGCCGGUCAACUCCAGGGGAGCAGUUCCUCGGCUCUGAGAGGCUGCUGCUGCCAUGGCGGCCCAGGGGAGUCUUGUGGCUAACCGAGGACGGCGCUUCAAAUGGGCCAUUGAGCUGAGCGGGCCGGGAGGCGGCAGCAGGGGCCGAAGUGACCGGGGCGGCAGCCAGGGAGACUCGCUGUACCCGGUUGGUUACUUGGACAAGCAAGUGCCUGAUACCAGCGUGCAAGAGACAGACCGGAUCCUGGUGGAGAAGCGUUGCUGGGACAUUGCCUUGGGUCCACUGAAACAGAUUCCCAUGAACCUCUUCAUCAUGUACAUGGCAGGCAAUACUAUCUCCAUCUUCCCUACAAUGAUGGUGUGUAUGAUGGCUUGGCGACCCAUUCAAGCACUUAUGGCUAUUUCAGCCACUUUCAAGAUGCUAGAAAGUUCAAGCCAGAAGUUUCUGCAGGGUUUGGUGUAUCUCAUUGGGAAUCUCAUGGGUUUGGCGUUGGCUGUUUAUAAGUGCCAGUCCAUGGGACUCUUGCCUACACAUGCAUCAGACUGGUUGGCCUUCAUUGAGCCCCCUGAGAGAAUGGAGUUUAGUGGAGGAGGAUUACUUUUGUGAACCUGAGAGAGAAGUUCCUGGUGCCUAUGUGUAUAUGAAGCUCAGCGGCUCCUCAACAUACUCACGUUAUCACUCAUGCUGAAAAGAACUAAAAGCUCUCUUUCUCCAUCAUAGGAGAUAAAUCCUAGAAAGAAUGUAUAUAUCACUACAAACACAAACUGUAUCACAACCCUUGACUGAAAAUAAUGUAGAAAAUUUUAUUUAUGUUUCCAGUACAGAGCAAAACGACAAAGAAAACUAUGUAAACAAAAAAUGUUUGCUGCUAAUCAAGAACCACAGCAGCAUUUCCUUUCAAUAAAUUAAAUGAACAAUACUUAAAAAAUA